Molecule: messenger RNA, 384 nt
Organism: Acaulospora colombiana
Lineage: Eukaryota; Fungi; Glomeromycota; Glomeromycetes; Diversisporales; Acaulosporaceae
Source: the annotation of a GenBank genome assembly
AUGUUCACAAAUAUUAAUUGUCCGUUUAGAUUGUGGAAUGACAUAUUAAAUGUCGCUCAAGAUCUGCUGGGCAUUCCUAGUGGUACUAUUCGCGCCACCGUCUUGAUCGAAACUAUCUUGGCCGCGUUUGAAAUGAAUGAAAUUAUUUAUGAACUUCGUGAGCAUUCCGCUGGUCUCAACUGUGGACGAUGGGAUUAUAUAUUCUCUGUAAUUAAGAAAUUUCGUAAGAAUCCUAAUUUCGUACUUCCCGACCUUCACGCCAUGCGUGGUAUGGCUGCUCAGAUUCCUAUGAAGAAUGAUCUCGAGGCUAAUGAAGCGCUUUUGAGAAAGUUUGUCUCGACAAAUUGCGCGAGGUCAAAGCUGGUCAUGAUGGUACCUGGGUAG